AGCUUGGAGGCUUAUGUGCCUGCAGAUGAGGGAAGAGGCACUGGAUUGCACCUUUACUGACUUUUUCCUGCCAGCCAGGACAGGCAGUAAGCUGUGCUGUUACUCGAAGCUUGGCCCUGUGCAGAGAGGUUGAUAUGUCACUUCGCUUUGGGCAGCACCUCAUCAAGCCCUCUGUUGUGUUUCUGAAGACGGAGCUAUCUUUUGCACUUGUCAACAGGAAGCCUGUGGUCCCGGGACAUGUUCUCAUUUGCCCUCUCCGUCCUGUGGAACGUUUCCGUGACCUGCGCCCUGAAGAAGUGGCUGAUUUAUUCUGUACUACACAGCUGGUUGGAAAUGUGGUAGAGCAACAUUUUGGUGGGACUUCACUCACCAUAUCAGUUCAGGAUGGUCCUGAAGCUGGGCAGACUGUGAAGCAUGUCCAUGUCCAUAUACUUCCAAGGAAGGCUGGAGAUUUCAGCAAGAAUGACAACAUCUAUGAUGAGCUUCAGCAUCAUGACAAAGAGGCAGAGGAUUCUCCCAGCAAGUGGAGGUCUGAGGAGGAAAUGGCAGCAGAAGCAGCCAGCCUCAGGAGGUAUUUUCCAUGAGGCAGGAGACCAUCAUCCCUCUGUAAGACAGGCAACAGAGUAUCUUCAAUGAAUUCUGAAGUAUAAGAAAAUGAAGAAAGAGUGAAUCCCCUUUUGUUCUCUGUUGAACUGAUAUUUAAUGUUCAGAAGAUGUUGAUGCAUUCCGUAGAGACACUCCAUUAUUCUUCAGGAUAUUUUAUAGGCCCCAUCUAAGGGUUGUCUGGGUUAAUGUGUUUGACAUCCAGAGUUUGAUACAGAAUGUCUUGAAGUAGUUGUUGAACGUUCUCGUAGUAAAUACUUUUGAAUUGUUUCUUGGCCUAAAAUGAAUUAAAGUAAUAUAAUAACCA
Messenger RNA from Varanus komodoensis (Komodo dragon), 910 nucleotides. It is a transcript of the gene FHIT, whose product is annotated as fragile histidine triad diadenosine triphosphatase. Gene Ontology annotation, molecular function: ubiquitin protein ligase binding; bis(5'-adenosyl)-triphosphatase activity. Bases 135 to 584 code for a protein of 149 amino acids. Gene Ontology annotation, biological process: intrinsic apoptotic signaling pathway by p53 class mediator; negative regulation of proteasomal ubiquitin-dependent protein catabolic process; diadenosine triphosphate catabolic process. The transcript has 7 exons. NCBI's taxonomy places the organism in Eukaryota, Metazoa, Chordata, Lepidosauria, Squamata, Varanidae. Gene Ontology annotation, cellular component: cytoplasm; plasma membrane; nucleus. The record is from RefSeq and is a predicted model, not a curated record.